Molecule: messenger RNA, 603 nt
Organism: Mesocestoides corti
Lineage: Eukaryota; Metazoa; Platyhelminthes; Cestoda; Cyclophyllidea; Mesocestoididae
Source: the annotation of a GenBank genome assembly
AUGCAUCGAGCCGCACGUUCAUUGGCUGAUUGCCGACAACAAGUGUGGCUCAAUUGUACAGCAACCUUCUGCCGCAGUCGUCAUCAAUCCGCGACUUCAACUGCGAGUAACCUGGACGGCAACCUGCGAACCGUCUUCAUCGACAGUGAGUGUCUGAAGAAGGAAAACCGAUCACGACGUAGCCGAUCGUCACCGCAGUCACCAUUCCAGAUCCUCGACAACCACUACCAAAGUCGAUACGACGAUCGACGCAGGUCACCCUCACGUCGUCGACGUCGCAGCCAGCGAAGAACACGACGAUUCAGCAGUUCUUCGAGAAGCAGCUCCACCAGCAGCAGGAGUUCUGAACGAAGCCAAAGCUUUGAUGAUAGCGACGUUGAACCAGUUCAAGUGAUCAGGAUUAAUCCGCGUAGCGGGGCUGUUGUCACCAAGGCCGCGCGUAUGUUCGUCUUCGAUUCGAAAAGGUAUGAGAUUGAGACUGUUGGGGAGCACAGGGGUAGCCGGAGAGGAAAACGCGGACGUCGACAGUCAAAACGCGGUUCCAGGUGCAAUUCAAGGACAGCCUUCCUCGUCCAACUCGAUUCGGACUACGAGGAGUACUAA